Messenger RNA from Gloeophyllum trabeum ATCC 11539, 2115 nucleotides. RefSeq lists its product as uncharacterized. The transcript is spliced from 4 exons. Bases 1 to 2115 code for a protein of 704 amino acids. NCBI's taxonomy places the organism in Eukaryota, Fungi, Basidiomycota, Agaricomycetes, Gloeophyllales, Gloeophyllaceae. The record is from RefSeq and is a predicted model, not a curated record.
AUGCAAGAUUUCCUGUCUUCAAGUGUGCUGGUUGAUCUCUUCGACACAUUGCUUCAGAACAAAUUAUUUUCUGGUCCCCUUCUAUCCUGGGCUCACAAAGUCAGCCGGGAACACCAUGCUCACACAGUCAAGCAACUUGUUUUACCUGAAAAUGGUUGGCACUUCAGUGCCCUCCAUGCUUCUGCCGAAAAACUGGAAAAUUUUCGGAUUGAAGAUAUGGCUAAGGGCUUAGAGAAGUUGGCACCGGAGCUCUGGCUUCUACUCGAUGCUUUGCUAUGUAAUAAACAUAGUGCUUCCGAGACUCUUCCCGGUUACCAAACCAAUGGAAUAUCUGCAGAAGACACAAUCAACAAUGCAGAUGAAGUUCCAGUCCAUAUAAGCUGCGGCAUUAUGAUGCAGAGCACAAGUCAGAAGUGCAACGCAAUUCAGAGCGUCAUCGGUCUCUUUAUGCAUGCCUGCAACACGCCAUCGAAGGUUAUACAAAGUCUGGCUCACAUGGGGAUAUCUAUCUCCGUGGACGCCAUACAAGAUGCUGUUAAGUCUCUCGACCGUGAAUCCUGUCGCAAGCGGCGAGCUCUGGGACAGACGCGCCUGGCUAGUUAUGCAUAUGAUAACUUCGACAUUAACUUUACUACGUCUGCGCCAACCGUCGAAAAGUCUGGUGACACACUGACACAUCUGACAUCUGGAGAUAUCAUCCGUCUCGAACAUGGUGUCACGUUAGAGGAUCUACGAUGUUCAGACUUGCUCUGGCAGAGGUCACACCUCAAUAUCCAUGCUGAUCCCAAGAACCUACCACGACAAUACAUACGGGGCAAUAUGGAUGCCAUCAUCAACCUACUGCAACAAGGCGGGGUCGGUAUGCCAUCAGAGCAGUGCAGCGAAGAUAAGAUGGAUGUUGACUCGGACUCCGGCAAUGAAUGGACCGGUGACAUUGAAGACAUUGCCGAGUUCGUUGUCUUGAUGCAUGGAGACCUGGGGACGGCUGAACGUGUUCGGUCAAUACUCGAACGAAGAGCACCAGAGAAGACAAGGUGGAACCGUUACCAGUUUGUUGUCUUCAUUAUGGGACUAUUCCAUCUCAAAAUGGCGUGUGCAGACGCACUGUGGCGACUCCUGCUCGAGAAGCAGAAGGCGCGCCUCGAUGCGAACAGCUUAAUGAAGUUAGCUGCUGUCUAUCGUUCUAAGGAGACCGGGAAGCUGGGCAGCAGCCCGGGUUUCCGACGUAUCCAUGAGGUUAUCCGGGAGGUUGGGACAGCUAUGCGGCUGGACUGCUGGCGAGUACAAGCUGGGAAGGAAAACAUUGAGUGGACGACCUUGGAAGAGUUCGCAAAGUCGAAGCCACAGUACUCGCAAAUCGAAGAGAUGUCGUAUCGUAUCAUGGCUGGUGACUACGUAGCGCCCGGUGAUCUAUAUUCCACCAAGUCGCGCCCGCUGUCAGAGCGCGAUAAGCAGAAGGAAAAUAUGAUGCUCACCCACAAAUACUUCCUGCUAUAUGAGCAAACCUCUUUCGCAAUGAACGAGGGUGAUAUCGGUCGGGUUGAAACAUUGUUCCCGCGAUGGAUGCGGGUCUUCCGUGCAACGGGCAAACACAAAUAUGCCGCCGCGAUGGAGCGUUUCCUGACAGACGUUCACUUUGUCUAUCCGGAGGGACUACGACGUGCCAUUCGGUAUAAUAUCCUUGUGAAUCCUACAGGAAAGGAGGGUCAGUUCCGGGGGGUUGAUUGGGUCGUGGAGCUCGACAACCUGUAUACAAAGUUUAUCUAUGGAGGCGGGGGGUCAAACUACACUAAGGACAGGGUCAUCACGGAAUCCACCUUAAUCGACGUUUACCGAGGCUGCAUAGAGAAUAUGGAAGAAAACCUUCAUUUGACAGACCUGACAAGCCGCCAUGGGCCGCCGGACCUGGCUGCAACAUAUGCAGCUCUAGUGAGAUACAUGAAGGCAGAAGCAACAAACGAAUACAGGCCAGGGCGUGGAAGCGCAUACGAAAUUCCAAACGUUUUCGACUCGGGAUAUGACUUCUACACCGGGGAAUCAAAUGCACCUGAAGAGGGCGAUACUGCGGAUGUCAGCGAGCCGGCACCAGAGGAUUUAGGUGUCGAGGAUAUGUAA